Molecule: messenger RNA, 6298 nt
Organism: Rhincodon typus (whale shark)
Lineage: Eukaryota; Metazoa; Chordata; Chondrichthyes; Orectolobiformes; Rhincodontidae
Gene: hivep2a
Product: HIVEP zinc finger 2a
Exons: 7
Coding region: 1-4212 (1403 amino acids)
Biological process (GO): regulation of transcription by RNA polymerase II
Cellular component (GO): nucleus
Molecular function (GO): DNA-binding transcription factor activity, RNA polymerase II-specific; RNA polymerase II cis-regulatory region sequence-specific DNA binding
Source: RefSeq, a predicted model, not a curated record
AUGGCAGUGCAACCCACAGAGAGGCAGAGAAAGGGGAAGGAGGCAGAAAGGGAAAGAGGAAGAGACAGCGAGGGAGAGGAACACAGAACAGACACAGAGACAAAGGAAAAAACGGGACAGAGAGAUUCAGAGGGAGUGAAAGAGAAAGCGGGGGGGAAACUGCCGCCCAAGAAGAAGAGGUUACGCCUCGCUGAGCUGGAGUACUCCUCUGGAGAAUCUAGCCUCGAGUCGGGCACCCUGUCCCGGAGCCUGAGUCAGGACAGCAACUGGUCGCACAGCUCCAGCUUCUCCCUCUCGCUGGAGAGGGAUGAGGGCCCGAAGCCUGGGGCCUCUGGCAGGCUAGAGACGGCCGAGUACCUGACGGUACCCUACGCGGUCAACAGCCUGGGCCUACUGUGCCAGCAGCAGCAGCAACAGCAGAAGGAGAUGAGGCGCUCGGCCUCUGAACAGGCCCCGUGCCAGCCCUACAUGGAGAUGGUGGAGAUCCGCAGCAAGUCCUUCGACUACGGCAACCUGUCGGGAGGCCCCGGGGGGGCCCUGCCUCGUGGGCCCGGCCCCACGUCCCCCGCCGUCAGGGAGAGGAGAAGGUGCUUCCUGGUGCGCCAGGCCUCCCUCGGGCAGUACUCGGAGAAUUCCCAGCUGGAGCACGGCCAAGAGCAGGCCGAGCCGAUGCAGGUCUCCAGUCACCAGGUGUGUGGGCCAGCGAUCCCUGGGCGGGGCCCUCGACACCGCCCGCCCUCCCCCACCGACCGUCCUGGCGACGCCCCUUACCCCCUCGACUUCCACCAGCCCUGGCAACUCUACCAGCUGCCUCACCCGCCCCCCUUCCCCGCCCCCAGCUCCGACCCCUGCAUCCUGCCUUGGCCAGCGGCACCCCUGCAGCCCGCUGCGCCCCUCCCUCCCGCCAACCCCGGCGAGGCCUACCCAGGUCAACCGGCAGAUAGGCGCCCUCAGGCCCGCCCGGGUUGGGGGGAUAAGGACCCCACUUGCCCCUCGCCCCGGGCCUCCCCUCAGCACUCCCCCAGCCGCCGGGCCCGUUUCCCUCCAGAGAGGGCCCCCGCCCCGUGCACCGGCCGCCCCCCGCCCUCGCUGCUGGUGCCCGUCAGGAUCCAGGCCAACGUGCCCACCUACGGCAGCGUCAUGUACACCAGCGUUUCCCAUGCGCCGGGACCCCGGGGUCCGGCCGACCCCAACGCCAUCGUCAUCUGCAAGGUGGAGGAGCGUUCGACCGGGGCGGGCCAGGAGCAGAGCAGGGGAGCCGGCCGUGCCGUCCCGCUGCACUGCCCCCAGUGGGGGCUGCCCCCUUCGGUGGUCACCGGCGCGGCUGGGGAACCGUCGGUGCCGCUCACCCUGAGCCUGGUGAGCUCGGACGGUGGAUCGCCCAUUGGAGGGAGCAAGCGAAUGCUAUCACCUGCCAGCAGUCUGGAGCUCUCCGUGGAGACCAAGCAGCAGAAGCGCAUCAAAGAGGAGAAGAUCUGUGGGCAGAUGCUGGAGAAACUGAGCCUGAGGGAGUCUGGCGCACCUCCACCCGCUGCGCCCCAAGGCGGCACCAAAUCGGCCAAACCACAGCUGGUCCGCCAGUUCUGCACCACCGAGAUGAAGGAAGGUCAGCUGUUGUCCUCCAGCUCCUCCCCGGGCUCUCUGCAACGCCACGGCCUUCAGAGCCUGGAGUCCAUCCCAUCUGAAGACCGUGCGCUGCUCAGCCAUUGCAGCGACAUGGAGUCGGUGGAGAGCUUCGAUGCAGAGAGCCCUCAGAGAGCACCUCUGUCGCCAGGAGACAGCCCCUCGGAGCUGCCGGCCCCUCCGCAGAAGUUCCCCAUCAGCAUGCUGCUCCAGGUGCCCACCAGCCAAGGGGGAACGGUGGUCGGGGGCACCAUUCUCCUGUCAGAUGCGGCUGACCUCCAGCAGUUCCUGCAGUUCCCCAGCCUCCGCACCUCCACCAGCGUCAGCUGGUGCUUCCUGAACUACACCAAGCCCAACCCGACCCGGCACACAGCGUCCAAGCUGUCUAUGUAUGACACCUGGUGCAUCAGCUCCUACAACCCCAACCCACCAGGCACUGCCACCAAAGUGGCCUUGGCACUCCUGAGGUCCAAGCAGAAGGCAGCCAGGGAGAUCUACAUCAUGUCGGCCCUGAACUGGCCCAGUUCCGGAAAGCUGGUGGCCUCCAGCAGCUGGAAACAAAGUAUAGCCCAGAUGAAAUGGUAUGAAUCUUCACAGUGUGAUCAUGAUGGGGCUGGAGGGAAAGCAGCAGGAAGUUUUGAAAAGGAAAGGGAAAAGAUGGAGACCAGUGCGAACAAAGACCAUUCCGACAAGCAAGUGGAGCCCACCAGGAUUAAAAUCUUUGAUGGAGGAUAUAAAUCUAACGAAGACUAUGUCUACGUGAGGGGACGGGGCAGAGGAAAAUAUAUCUGCGAGGAAUGUGGAAUCCGCUGUAAGAAGCCCAGCAUGCUGAAGAAACAUAUCCGCACCCACACUGACCUGCGACCUUUCAUGUGCAAGUUCUGCAAUUUUGCUUUCAAGACGAAAGGAAACCUGACAAAACAUAUGAAGUCAAAGGCUCAUACCAAAAAAUGCCUUGAGCUGGGAAUAGCAGUAACCUGCACGUACAACACAGACACGGAAGAAACAGGAAUCCCAGAGGAGCCUGAGAAGGACGCGCUCAGUGACGUUCCCGUCCGGCAUCAGUUUUCCGAUCCGGAAGAAUCCGACGGAGCGGAGGAGGAGGGAGAUGAAGACGAUGACGAUGAGGAUGACGAUGAUGAAGAUCGCCAAGGUGACAGCACGCCGACCACCAGAUCGCGAAGCACGAGCCCACUCUCCAAACCAUCCUCAAGCACCUUUGGCAUCACCUCAUCCUCUGCGUUCGACGUUUCACACUCGAGUAACCAGUCUUCCCUCAUCAGCUACUUGGUGACACUACCCAGAAUUCAAGCAACUCAGUUCAUGCCACCCAGUUACUCACACACAGGGACUCCAUUGACAGACUACCCGAGAAAUUUGCAGAGCAGGCUGGCAGAGUCAAUUGAACACAAAGAUAGACUGGACAUCCCAACACCCCCCAAUGUGUGGCUACCACGUACCAGUGACGACGCGUCCUCGAGAGAUGAUAGCUCCAGAGAGAUGUCCCCCUCGGGAGACACCGGUUCGAGUGCUCACCCAUCACCGGCCUACGAUGGUUCCCCAGGCAGCGACCCCUCACCGACUCCACGAAGGUACUUAUCUCCAAGGAGGGAGCUCUCACCCAGAAGGCACUUGUCCCCAAGGAGGGAGAUUUCCCCAAUCCGGCACCGCUCGCCAAAGAGGGACACCUACCUGAGUGAGUUCUCCCUGAGGCGAGAUGCUUCCCCGAGGCGUCCCUUCCUCCAGAGGAGGGAGAUCCAGUUGCCAAGGCAGCUCUCCCCCGUCAAAGACCUCUCCCCGAGAAGGGAAUUGUCGCCAAGGAGGGACUACAGAGACAGGAGGCACAUGCCUUUGGUGAGAGCGACGUCGCCCAGGCGGGGCUGCCUGCAGAGUGGUCCCAUCGCGGGCCCAUACAUGCAGCAUUCGGACAUGAGCCUGAGAACAUCUCACCAGAAUCCAUUGGACAACAGCAGAAUGAUUCCCUGGCAGUCGUAUCCUGUGUGUGAAAAUGCCAAAGGAGACCAGGGCCAUGCCAUUCUUCCCAAUGGGCCUCACGGUUGCCUCUUCAGCCACCUUCCACUGCACUCGCAACAACAAGUACGGACCCCGUACCAGAUGAUCCCCAUUGGAGGCAUUCAGAUGGUCCAUUCUGGAGCUGUCCCUUUGCCAGGGCUGCUGCCGGCUUCUCAGCUCCCCCUGGGGGCGAGGAGGAGGGACGACAGCGUCAUCGACGAAGCCACCCACUGCGUCAUCGAGAGCAUCAAAGAGAUGGACAUCUUUUCCAAGUCCGAGGACGCACAAGUGGCAUCCCCGAUGGCUGUGUCGCCCCCACGGCCAACCAGCCCCACGGAUCCCCUUGGGGCUGAGAUGGGGGGUGGCCCCUGCGAGGAGGGGGUGCGCGGUCGGAUGGUGGAGCAGCGGACGUUGCGGGGCCCCUCGGCGACUAGCAGUGGGUACGGCGAGCACCCAGCCCCCACUGGACGAGGGGGCGAGGACCUUCAACCUCCGGCAGAAGACGGGGAGCGAGCCGGGAGGGCAGGGUGCCCCCCAGCUGGUUGGGCCUGGGGCAUUUCAGCAAGUCCACCAUGAAAACCCCUGGGUGAUUGGAUAUGACCACCAGGAGUGACUGGUGCCCACAUUGAAAGGAGCGAGAGAGAAAGAGAGAGGCAGAGCAAGAGAGAUUGUCAGACAGAAAGCAUGGACUCCACUAUUGGGAGACAUUCACUGAGGGGCUGGGGUGCAAAGUGAGGACAGUUAAGACAGUGCAACACCAUGCCCUCCUGUCUGGAUUCCCAGUGAAGGCAAGAUUUUGGGGAGAGGCUGGAUAAACAGGCAGGAAGGAAUGAGAGCAUGCUGCCACCUUUAUCUAUCUGUGGUCUAGACUUUGAACGUGAGAAAUAUUUUCUAUUUGUCUGUCAGAAGAAAGGAAAAAAAAAACUCUGACCAAAAUCAAGUUCCUUCAGUUGUCCUUGUUAAGUAUUUUUUUUUAAAAAAGUGUUGCAGAUAUUUUGUGCCUUUUAUUUUUGCUUGAACUCCUGUAUGCAUUAUGAAGGAAAGAGAGAAAUUGUACAUAUUUUAGAAUUUUGUGUACAUGGCUUAAUAAUUGUGAUGUUUUCUUUUCAGAGCACUUGUUAUAUUUUUGGGGGGAGGGUGGGGGUUUUGUCUUGAAUGAUGUGAAUGAUUGGAAACGGUUUAUUUUUAUGGGUUUGGGUGAUGGGGCAAAGUAUCAUGUGAGGUUGCACUAAAAAUGUAUUUUUAUACAAUUGAACUACUCUUAUGUACAGCAAUGAUUCUGUGAUACUAAUAUUUAUUACCUUUUUUUUGUUUUAUAACUUGUGGAGCCUCUGUUCCUCCCUCCCAUUGUAGGCAACUCUGACAUGAAGCAUGGGAUUUGUUUUUUUUUGCAGAAGUUAGAAUAAAGAUUUGUAACGCUGUAAAUUGUUUGCUGCUGAGAUUCCGAGGGGUGGGCAUUGCUAUCGGAAUCGAUUCCCUCUCUCCUUUGGAUAGAUGAAACCGUCGCGAAUAAUUCUUCUUCGGCUUUAGUUCCAGCAGCCAGUGCUGGCUUUGUGGGGUUGUUAGGGAAGAGAGAGAUAAACGGUACUUGAAGGAAGACCUGAUAGAGCAACAACUUUGAGGUGCAGAUCUUUCCCACUUUCCCCAUCUGUCUGUCCCUCUCUCCUUCCUUGCCUGCUUACGAGCUGCCCUUUCGUUGUCUGCUGCUGUCCUUAGGAACCCCCAGCAUCUCCAACCCAACAUCACGUCCCGUUGAAAAAUCCCUUCCCAACCCUAGCUCCCACAUGGGCCUUUCCCGGUCAGGAUGACUGAGAUAGACAACGCAGUUGAAUAGCCCGGGAUGGAACAGGUAAACCUCAUCUCCUGCUCCAUCAUGAAACAUUGGCGCUGCAAGUUGACUGGUUGCUGGAGACCCCACCAGAGCGUUUACGAGACCCUAUUUUCCCAAACUAGCACCACAACCCGCUCCAGGUGUAUAGAAUCGUAGAAUCCCUCCAGUGUGGGAGCAGGCCCACCGAGUCCACACUGACCCUCUGAAGAUCAUCCCACCCAAACCCACCCUAUCCCUGUAACCCUGCAUUCGCCAUGGCUAACCCAACCAGCCUGCACAUCCCUGGACACUAUGGGUAAUUUAGCAUGGCCAAUCCACCCUAACCUGCACACCUUUGGACUGUGGAAGGAAAUCAAAGCACUCGGAAGAAAUCCAUGCAGACACAGGGUGAAUGUGCAAACUUCACACAGACGGACACCCGAGGAUAUAAUUGAACCCGGGUCUCUGGUGCUGUGAGGCAGCAGUGCUAACCACCAAGCCACUGUGCAGCCCCCACCUGCUAAAAGCCAGCCCAGAAAUCUGCGCAAACAGAAUCAAUUUAUUUCUUAAAACUGUAAGUCUUUCAGGAGCAUGUUUAAAUUUGUUAAAUCGGGAUAUCAGACAGUAUUGCCCACUCCUUUUAUAUAUAUAUUAUAUAUAUAUAAUUUUUUUUUAAAAUGACUUACCGUGAUUAUGCACUUAAGAAGAGAAUAGAAUGAAAACCGAAGAAUGCAUAUGAUGUAAUCAUUUGUUUGAAUUAAAUUUUUAAUCCAGACUGUUGUUGUACUCUAUAAAUGAAGUGCUUACUGGUAAUUUUAAAAUAUAGUACUGUUUAGCAUUAAUUGAAUUGUA